GCAUUGUCUGUCUUACAUAGCAUGGUUUCUGCACAUUCGGACUUAGAUGAUGCUGGUGAGAUAGUUACUCCAACUCCAAGGGUAAAACGGAUUUUGUCAAGUCCACGUUGCCUUCCUCAUAUUGCACAGUUGCAUCUGUUUCUUUUUCCUUGAAAGGCUAUGCUUUCUGGUGAGCCAAGUAUUGUAGAGGCUGCUGCUGCUUUGCUGAAGGCUGUUGUUACCAGAAAUCCCAAGGCCAUGAUCCGUCUAUACAGCACAGGUGCAUUUUAUUUUGCCCUGGCAUACCCUGGAUCCAACCUCCUUUCGAUUGCUCAACUCUUCUCGGUAACUCAUGUACAUCAAGCUUUUCAUGGUGGUGAAGAAGCUGCAGUUUCCUCUUCAUUACCCCUUGCUAAACGUAGCGUCUUGGGUGGACUUCUCCCUGAAUCUUUGCUGUAUGUAUUGGAGCGUAGUGGACCACUUGCAUUUGCUGCAGCAAUGGUUUCUGACUCUGAUACUCCAGAGAUCAUUUGGACUCACAAAAUGCGAGCAGAAAAUCUGAUCCGUCAGGUUUUGCAGCAUCUUGGUGAUUUCCCCCAGAAAUUGUCACAACACUGCCAUUCUUUAUACGAGUAUGCUCCUAUGCCACCAGUGACUUAUCCGGAGCUCAGAGAUGAAAUGUGGUGUCACCGUUAUUAUCUUCGAAAUUUAUGUGAUGAGAUCCGUUUUCCAAACUGGCCAAUUGUUGAGCAUGUAGAGUUUCUACAGUCCCUGCUAGUAAUGUGGCGAGAAGAGUUGACGCGAAAACCAAUGGAUCUUUCUGAGGAAGAAGCUUGCAAAAUAUUAGAGAUUACCUUGGAAGAAGUAUCUAGUGAUGAUGCUGAUCAGAAGUAUUCUCAUGAGGUGACUGGAGAGAUUUCUAGCAUAUCCAAACAAAUUGAGAACAUUGAUGAAGAAAAGCUUAAGCGACAAUAUAGGAAACUUGCAAUGAAAUACCAUCCUGAUAAAAAUCCUGAAGGGAGGGAGAAAUUUCUUGCUGUACAAAAGGCUUAUGAGCGACUUCAGGCUACAAUGCAAGGUCUGCAGGGUCCUCAGCCUUGGAGGCUGUUGCUUUUGUUGAAAGGACAAUGCAUCUUGUACAGACGAUAUGGAGAUGUGUUGGAACCAUUUAAAUAUGCUGGUUAUCCCAUGUUACUCAAUGCAAUUACUGUUGACAAGGAAGAUAAUAAUUUUCUUUCCUCAGAUAGAGCACCUCUUCUUGUUGCAGCAUCCGAGCUUGUUUGGCUUACGUGUGCAUCUUCCUCAUUGAAUGGUGAAGAACUUGUAAGAGAUGGUGGGAUACAACUUCUUGCAACACUUCUUUCUCGUUGCAUGUGUGUUGUUCAACCAACUACUCCUGCAAACGAACCAUCUUCUAUCAUCGUUACAAAUGUGAUGCGAACCUUUUCUGUCCUGAGUCAGUUUGAGACUGCCAGGAUUGAGAUGCUUGAGUUUCCUGGACUUGUUGAGGACAUAGUGCACUGCACUGAACUUGAGCUUGUACCUGCUGCUGUUGAUGCUGCCCUCCAGACUAUUGCUCAUGUUUCUGUUUCCUCUGAUUUGCAAGAUGCCUUGAUAAAGGCUGGAGUGCUAUGGUAAAUCAGCUUACCUUUCAGUCUAUUUGAUCCAUGUUGUGCUAUGAGUUACAUGCGUGUUUGCACCAUUGUUAGUUAAUUUAUCUGUGGCCACAUUAGUCUGGUUAGUACUUGUUCUGUUCUUACAUAGUUGCACUAUUCACAAUAUUUUCUUUGCAUCUGCUGUCAAACCACAUUUAGGUAGCGUUUGGUACGAGGGAAGUGAAAGCACAUUACCUGCAAUGUGUUCAAUUAAAUUACAUUGCAGUGUUUGUUUUGCAACAGACCACUGAAAUGCAAUAUUGCAAUACAAUUACAUUACAGUCGAGGGAUGUAAUGUAAUUGCAGUCCAAAACCAAUGCAAUCACAUUACAUUGCACUCUGCAAUGUU
This is a messenger RNA of Theobroma umbraticum, 1983 nucleotides long. RefSeq names its product DNAJ heat shock N-terminal domain-containing protein (gene GRV2). Gene Ontology annotation, cellular component: endosome membrane. The record is from RefSeq and is a predicted model, not a curated record. Gene Ontology annotation, biological process: regulation of early endosome to late endosome transport; endosome organization; receptor-mediated endocytosis. Lineage: Eukaryota; Viridiplantae; Streptophyta; Magnoliopsida; Malvales; Malvaceae.